AAACUAAAAAAUACAAAACAGCUCGACAUCCCUUUACUAAGCCACAAAAAAAAUAUAUUAGACCUUUAUUAAGCGGGAAAAUUAAAUUAGAAAAAGUAAUCUGUGAAGCUUUUGACUUAGUCUGUAAUGGUGAGGAAAUAUUAAGUGGUGGUCUACGUAUCCACCAGCAUGAAUUACAAGCAAAAAUUUUAGAGAUAUUAGGUUACAACCAGCAAGAACAAGCCGAAAAUUUUGGUUACUUUUUGCAAGCUCUCGAAUUUGCUGCCCCGCCCCACGGCGGAUUUGGAAUGGGAAUUGACCGCUUAUUAGCCAUCAUAUUAAACACUAAUAAUUUAAAAGAACUAAUUGCCUUUCCGAAAAAUAUUGACGGAACUUGCUCCUUGACCCGAACACCUAACUUUUUAAAAAACCCUUUCAAAACUUAA
Messenger RNA from Funneliformis geosporum, 425 nucleotides. Lineage: Eukaryota; Fungi; Glomeromycota; Glomeromycetes; Glomerales; Glomeraceae. The record is from the annotation of a GenBank genome assembly.